AUGGGACUUAAGAAACAACGUGCUAAAGGAUUGCAUGUCAGUUUAAAGAAGAAUACAACAAAGGAUGUGCUUUUGAAGGUCUCGACUGACAAGCAUGUGGCGCACUCACAGGACUUGAUAAAACCAGGUUACAACUACCAUAUACUAUACCCGGACGGAACAAUUGUGGACAAACUCAAGGAAAGUGAUGAAGAAUUUGUAUUACAUAAAUACAAGUCUGAGUGUGGUAAGCCAUAUGAUAGAAUAUCAUUCUUCUUAUGUCCCACUAUGGAUUAUACUCGAGCGGCCGUGCAACGUUGUUUAAAGAGCGACUCUGACAUUUCAUUGCCAGGUGAUAUUGAAUCAAAUGAUGACAGUAUAGAUGUCAUCAAUUCCAAUACAACGGAAGUAAUUUCUUCUGGUGAAAAACAAUAUAAACGUCCCGGUGCACAGCCCGUGAUUUCUAAUUAUUUGGUAAAUGUUGAUGCUGGUCAACAUCCAUUAGCGACUAGUUCAAAUGCUAAGGUCAGUGUUGUUUGUGCCGAUGUUCAUGCCAGCACACUUUCAUCAGGUCCUUGUUCCACUAAAAGUGCUCCUACGCACAAUGUAGUUGUUGUGGUUGAUCCGGAUGCUGCUGUUCCUGAAUCAAGGAAAUCUCCCGUUGAAAUAACCAGUGUUGUCAGUGAGAACAUUGAUCAACUACCAUGUUAUUCUGGUGAUUUUUCUGCAGCUAUUCUUCGUGAUAGUCAAGAUACGCAAUUCACUACACUCAUGGAGAUGUUUCCACAACUUGAUGAAGUCAUGAUCCAUGAAGCUUUACUUCAAGCUAACUUUGAUAUUGAGAUAGCAGUGGCAAGAAUUCUUUCUUGUUCACCGUCCAGUAGUACACCUCAACAAGUGUAUGCAGCUCUUGAUUUUUGCAAUGCAUUUGACAAUGAUGAAGAGCAAGACGAACGCACACACUCUGACGUUAACUUAGAAUUAGUGAGAAACGAAAGUGGAUUAGAAGCAGUCAGUGACUUACAAAAAGACUCAGAUAAUACUCCCUUAUAUACCAUCCUCAAAUGUUUUUCUGCUGGUAAGUUUGACCCAGAAUGCCCUUUACGAAUCAAGAUUCGUCGAAGCCAUCUUUGGCACGAUACAAUUUUCAAGCUGAAAAGGUGUGCCGAAAAUGAUCUCAACAAACUGAUUAAAGUACAGUUUAUUGGGGAGCCCGCUGUCGACCAAGGGGGCCCAAGAAAAGAAUUUUUUCCCCUGCUACAUAGAGGAGUAUCUGCAUCUUCCCUCUUUGUUGGAGAACCAGAAAGUAAGUGUUUUAACCAUAAUAUAAUCGCACUGGAGCAGAAAGAAUACCUUCUUUAUGGCCACUUAUGUGCACUUGGCAUUCUUCAAGAUUCACCAUCACCGUGUUUUUUCUCCUCAUCUGUUGCUGAUUAUAUUGUGUAUGGAAAGCUUGACAAAGUAUCUACAUGCGUUAAAGAUGUACCAAAUGCCAAGGCCAGAAAGAAGCUUGAAGAGCUACAGGGAAUUUCUGAUCCAGAUCAGUUCAAGAAAGUGGCCUCGUUUGAUUGCUCGCUUCGAUUUAAAGCCGGAUAUGCCAAGCCUAUCGUCACAAUGGAGGAUAAGGAUGACCUUAUUCGCUGCAUUUCACUGCAUUAUUUGUUGCUUUCCGGUCUUGUUGAGCUGGAGCAAUUCAUAGAGGGAUUGAAAUUAAGUGGUAUGCUUGAUGUUAUCCGUCAGCAUCCAAAGAAAGCACGUCAUUUGUUCAUGCCAAGUUCAGAAAAUCGUGUCACUGCUGAAAAGUUGGAUGCUUUAUUCGACUGCAUUUUUUCACCUGAAGGAAGCAACAAAAGAGCACAAGAAGAAGCUGUUGCAUUAAAUUUUUCCCUUUAUCUGGAUGCUGUAGAGGCAAAUGAAGCAAAGAGUAACUUACUAGAUUUGACGACUGGUGAGGAAACCGAGAUAACUUUAUCUCUAUCUGAUGUUUUGCAAUUCAUUACUGGCAGUUUUACUGUUCCUGCGACAGGAUUCAACGAAAAGCCAUCGAUUGAAUUUGAGCACGGUGAUCCUCAUCGAAAGUUGCAUGCCAACACUUGCUCAAAUACCAUAACUUUCCCUGUGAACAGCACCUUGAUGGAGUUUGAGUCAUUCAAGAAUGAAUUUACUUCCUGCUUGGUUAUGUCUCCAGGAUUUGGCACCAUAUGA
Paramuricea clavata is the source of this 2184-nucleotide messenger RNA. The record is from the annotation of a GenBank genome assembly. NCBI's taxonomy places the organism in Eukaryota, Metazoa, Cnidaria, Anthozoa, Malacalcyonacea, Plexauridae.